ACCCCAACAACCACAGAAUAAUAAAGGAAGCUGAAGGAAAGUGGCAGCAGUAGGUGGAUUGCAAGCCCCUUCCUUCCAAUCGCAGCCUCCUUCGCUUGUUCAUCUUGGAUCCUCCUCUUUCUCCUCUUCCCCCCACCCACCCUGGAGAUCCCCCUUCUCUCCAGACAAACCUCUCCGAAGUCCGCGCUGGGUGCAUCCGAGGGAGACCCUCCUGCCUCUUAUGGACAGCCUCCCCCCGGGCUCAAGCCGCGCGUCUGCCGAGGGAAAGCGGGGCUGGCUUUUCACCUGGCCGUGCAUUUGCUGCCAAGCUUGGGCCGUCGCAGAUCUACCCGGGACUCGGAGCGGGGAAUGCUGGACUGUCCGGAGAGUGGGGCCAAAGGAGCCCCCAUCCACACGAAGAUCUCCUUCUCCAUCCUGGACAUCCUGGAUCCUCAGAAAUUUACCAGGAAGAGCAACCCAGCAGCAGCAGGGAGAAGGGAGAGCAUCCCCCACGCGGGGCAGCGGGAGAAAAGUUUGGGAAGAGUUGACGUGGAAAGGCUCCCGAGCAGCAGGAGGAAUAAACUAGAGGCAUAUCAUGAUGGCAGCAGCAGCGGAGAGAGCGAAGCGGCCGCCCUGGAGGCAUCGGAGCACGAGGAGCCGGGCCCCGCGCCGCUCCCCUCGCCCGACUUCCCUCCCUCCUCGUCCUCGGACCUGGACGAUCCCGGCUCGCCUCCGCCGCCGCCGUCGUCCAAGAGGCGCCGAGCGGAGCCCAGCUGCGCCAAGCCUCGCCGGGCCCGGACGGCCUUCACUUACGAGCAGCUGGUGGCUCUGGAGAACAAGUUCCGAGCCACGCGGUACCUGUCGGUGUGCGAGCGCCUCAACCUGGCCCUGUCGCUCAGCCUGACCGAGACGCAGGUCAAAAUCUGGUUCCAGAACCGAAGGACCAAAUGGAAGAAACAGAACUCCGGAGGCGACGGCGCGGCGCAGCCGGGGAACAGCGCAUUGCCCCCCGGAGGAGAUGGCAGCCCCAGUCCGCCAGGCCCCAGCAGCCUGGCCUACCAGACUUUCCCCUCGUACGCCUCGGCCAACGUCCUCUUCCCCGGGGCAGCUCCCCUUCCCCUGGCUGCAGGAGGGGGACCCUUUCCCUCCUUUUUUAGCCCCACGUACCUGGCCCCCUUUUAUACCCCUCACCUAUAAGAGGAACCUGUUCCCUGCAGGGUUUGCAGGUGUCCCCUGCGCGGGAGUGAAGAGCAAACCCUCUACCGAGUUGAAGCAAACCAAGGAAAUCCAGUUUUGACACUCCAUCUGCUGAAAUGUCUGUUUUCCUAAGUGUUAUUUAUGAGCAUGCCCUCUAAUAUUCCACCCUGUGAUCACCAUUACCUAGUUAUGGGUGCUUUCCUUUCUUCCCCCCUUUUUUUUUUUUAGUUUUGACUUUGGGUGGGAAAAGAGAAGGGAGCGGGAAUACAUCCCAAUCCCAAACUUUUUUUUUUUUAAGCAAAACCAAAACUUCAUCAGUUCCUUUAAAUCUGCGGAAACCAGAGUAAGUUUUAAUGCAAGAAUAUGGAUUUAUUUCAGAAAUAAAGAGGGCAGCUAUACAGAAUUUGAUACGUAUAGGGCUAUUCCUUUUGAUUCUUCUAUAGAGAAUGAAAGAAGACACAAAUGUGGAUUUAACAGGCUGGAAGGACAUCAAAGGUUCCCCCACUGUAAUGUUCUCCUCCUCCCUCUAGUUUCUAUUUGGUGCCCUGUGAUGGACUGAGCCACUGUAAUUCAGUUCCCACCCUUGUUAAAUUGGCUAGAUGCUGGACCAGCCCACAUUAUGCAUGCUAAGGUAUGCAUACUAUAGCGUACCCAUGCUGCAUGAUCCUGUUUGAACAUUACAUUCACUCCUAGGCAGAAAUACAGGAUGUGUGUAACAGUGGAAUAUGCAAAAUGUAGAUUGGAAAUGAAGGCAGUAUUUUAAUAAAAUGUGCACUGGACUACA
Molecule: messenger RNA, 1960 nt
Organism: Podarcis raffonei (Aeolian wall lizard)
Lineage: Eukaryota; Metazoa; Chordata; Lepidosauria; Squamata; Lacertidae
Gene: NKX1-2
Product: NK1 homeobox 2
Exons: 2
Coding region: 349-1176 (275 amino acids)
Biological process (GO): cell differentiation; regulation of transcription by RNA polymerase II
Cellular component (GO): nucleus
Molecular function (GO): RNA polymerase II cis-regulatory region sequence-specific DNA binding; DNA-binding transcription factor activity, RNA polymerase II-specific
Source: RefSeq, a predicted model, not a curated record